CUCGGAUUGUGAUUGGUGAAUGGUGUUACUUUUCGACCAAUCACUGAGCAUUUCAUUGAGCAGUGAGUGCUAGCACAUUGCUUCUGUUGGACAAACAGUGGGCUCAAGGAGGAAACGCUGUGGAACCAUGGGGGUGUUAUCCACGUUGGUGAGGGGUCUGGUGAGAGGUGCGGACAGAAUGGCUGAGUUUACAAGCAAACGUGGAUCAAGGACUCAUAACAAAGGCAGGGGUGCAAGGCCCACUGGGCUGAGGCUGUCCAGCAGGAAGUUUCUGUCCAUACGGACCAUGAUUCCUGAGUUUGUUGUGCCGACCUUGGAAAAAUUCAAACUUAAACCUUACGUCUCAUAUCGCUCUCCUCGAGGAGUGGAGCCCCCCCUCACAGCAGAGAGUGUGUUUGCUGAAGUAGUGGCCCCUCAGAUCAAGAAAGACUAUAAAGAUGGGACUUUCAGCAAAGAACAGCUGGAGAAAUAUGGAUUUAAUCCCAAGCAGGAGGGGAAGCUCUUCAAGCUGUUUCCAAAGAACUAUGUUCGGUAAAGAUGCAUGCAGAUUUUUGACAAAGAAAUGUGAUCAGACUGAAAGCGGUUGACAACUGGUGUGACACUUUCAGGAAAAUUAUCACACAUGGGUCUGUGUGUUUAGAAAAUUAUUUCAUGCAAGUGGUUGACAUCUGGCAAAAUAAAACCUGUAAGUCUAUGACCCAUACUGCAGAGUUGCAUCAGUCACUGUCCAGAGGAGUAAUUUCCUUAUAGUUAUUUUUAACUUUGUUCAGAACCCCUUGAUUUCAAAGACCUUUUCACUCAGUGGCAAAGUUUAUACAUGCACAGUGAACCUUAACUUGUCAAUGUAACUUUAUUUGUCAGAAAGUGUAAUGACUGCAAUUAAAAUGGCUUCUAAAAGUU
Molecule: messenger RNA, 900 nt
Organism: Trematomus bernacchii (emerald rockcod)
Lineage: Eukaryota; Metazoa; Chordata; Actinopteri; Perciformes; Nototheniidae
Gene: mrpl41
Product: mitochondrial ribosomal protein L41
Exons: 2
Coding region: 128-535 (135 amino acids)
Biological process (GO): translation
Cellular component (GO): mitochondrial large ribosomal subunit
Molecular function (GO): structural constituent of ribosome
Source: RefSeq, a predicted model, not a curated record